Molecule: messenger RNA, 945 nt
Organism: Salarias fasciatus (jewelled blenny)
Lineage: Eukaryota; Metazoa; Chordata; Actinopteri; Blenniiformes; Blenniidae
Gene: smim18
Product: small integral membrane protein 18
Exons: 2
Coding region: 247-561 (104 amino acids)
Source: RefSeq, a predicted model, not a curated record
GCCUAACGAAUGGUGCAGAGGCAGGGCUAGAAGAGGAGCCUGCGCCGUUUCAGCGCAGACAUGAAGAGCUGAGAGGAGUGGCGGCGCCAGUGCACGGACGACGGCUAGAAGCGCAUGAGAGGAGGAAAGCAGGUCGAGGAGUGAGUGUGGAGGAGGGAAAGCGUGGAAGACGGAGAGAGAGAGACAGAGAGAGAGAGCAUCUGUUGCCUCGCAUCUCCUACGAUUCGAGCCGGACACCCAGAAACCAUGGCAAACAUCACAGCCACCAUACAGCCAAGUGAUUUCCCAGAGGCAGCCCCACUGUCGCACGUCUCCCUGCAGGUCCAAGAAGUCUACCCCUUCCACGACGGCUGGAAUGUGGCGUGUUUCAUCAUCCUGCUGCUUUUCAUCCUGACUGUCUUGUCCCUGGCAGCCCUGGCGGUGCUGUACGAGCUGCUGGACUGUGGCUGCUGUGCCAAGGGGAAAACACACCACCAGCUCCAGGAGGAGGGGCCAGGAAGCUGCAGCAAGCUCAUGACCAGCAUUUGCAAAGAGCCAGAAUCCCACACUGAGGUGGUCUAGGAAGAAAACACUCCUCUGGAUUGCAGCAGUGGCCCUGAUUCCCUGUAAAAAUGAAAGACCUUCUGAAACUGUUCAGUUGCUGAUAAGCAGGAGGAUGCGGAGAGACAAUGUGCAAAGGAAGGGGACAGUGGAUUGGAAUGAGCAACACUCGCUUUUCAUUAUAUUUAUGAGGUUAUUCACAUCCAAAGCACACCCUGGAAGCCAUAUUUUACAGAGAUACUACUCAGAGAAAAAAGAAAAGAGCAGACACAACACUAAUAGUUUAGCUGAUAAAACACAAAUUUGGUGAUAGUAAUGUAAAAGACGGCAGCAGAAUGAGCUGCAUUAAUUGGCUUGUUACUUGUUUUCCUUAAUGGUCAAUAAAGGCUAAUGGCCAAACACACA